AUGAGUGGCCUUGACAGCAUCCUUAAACGCCGUGCUCCGUCCGCCUGGCAUCGCUUUCUGGCUUCUCCAUCGGAGUACCUCGCGCAAUUCGUUUACUAUGGGCGUCUUCGUUCGUUUGAAUCACGCCCUUCUCCCAUCAAAAGAUCUCAAUCCCCGUCGCGGCCCAUCCGCCUCGUCUGCAUAUCCGACACGCACAGUACGCACGCGUCCCAACCUCCGCUUCCCGAAGGCGACAUUCUGAUCCAUGCCGGCGAUCUCACAUACUCCGGCACGCCCGCUGAGCUCGAGAGCGCGCUGGGAUGGCUCGACUCACAGCCACAGUCCGUCAAGAUAUUUGUUGCCGGAAACCAUGACACUGGGCUCGCGGAUGCCCGCGAGCGCGAGCGGCUAUUGAACCGGCAUCCCGCUUUGAUCUACCUCGACGACGAGGAGACAACCAUCAACGUUCAUGGUCGGACCCUCAGGAUAUAUGGCUCACCACGCACACCAAAACACGGCUCUUGGCCGUUUCAAUAUCCUCGCGUUCCCGCUGAUGCCCCGCAUACCGACGUGUGGUCGUCGAUAUCACCGGCCACUGAUAUCCUUGUCACGCAUGGUCCCCCCAUGUCGCAUCUGGACUGUGGCGGCCUCGGGUGCGCUGCACUACUGGAAGCACUGUGGCGCGUGCGGCCGCGGGUGCAUGUGUUCGGGCAUGUUCACGCCGGGCGCGGUCUCGAACGGGUAGCGUGGGGGAGGUCGCAGAGGGCGUACGAAGGAGUGUGCAGAGGAGAAGGGUGGCUCGGGUUGGCGAAGCUGCUGUGUUGGACUUUCGUUGAGAAGCUGCGAGGAAGCUUGCAAGACGAUGGUACGGUGCUUGUCAAUGCCGCUGCUGUUGGCGGGCUUCGGGAUGAUAGGCGGCUAGGCGCUAUAGUUGUUCAUAUAUGA
This is a messenger RNA of Peniophora sp. CBMAI 1063, 924 nucleotides long. The record is from the annotation of a GenBank genome assembly. NCBI's taxonomy places the organism in Eukaryota, Fungi, Basidiomycota, Agaricomycetes, Russulales, Peniophoraceae.